This is a messenger RNA of Colletotrichum navitas, 2574 nucleotides long. RefSeq names its product DNA photolyase. Gene Ontology annotation, biological process: entrainment of circadian clock by photoperiod; circadian regulation of gene expression. The transcript has 2 exons. Gene Ontology annotation, cellular component: nucleus; cytoplasm. Gene Ontology annotation, molecular function: deoxyribodipyrimidine photo-lyase activity; DNA binding; FAD binding. The record is from RefSeq and is a predicted model, not a curated record. Bases 208 to 2094 code for a protein of 628 amino acids. Lineage: Eukaryota; Fungi; Ascomycota; Sordariomycetes; Glomerellales; Glomerellaceae.
CCCCGUUGCUCAGUCGCGUUGCAGAGAGUCGUUGACAUCAUUGACUCUGCGCCAAAUUCUCGCAGCGGAAGCCCAGUCUAGACGCGCGCGCCGCGCCGCACGCUCCCUGUCAUUUCGCAACAUGCUGAUCUGAUCGUUAUAUUGUUGAUCUCCAGAAUUCGCUCACUCGUCAUCAUUUGUGACGCUCAUCCCUCGCCUCUCACCACAAUGGCCACCGGACCGCGUGUCAUUUACUGGUUCCGGACCGACCUCCGCCUGCACGACUCGCCCGCCCUCGCAGCUGCCCUCGGCCUCGACCCGGCCGUCCUCUGGCCCAUCUUCACCUGGGAUCCGCACUAUGUCUACCGCGCCCGCGGGGGCCUGAACCGGUGGCAGUUUCUACUCGAUUGCCAAAAUGACCUGUCGGAGAGCAUUACCAAGCUGAACCCCCGGUCCAAGCUAUUUGUCCUGCGUGAGGGUCCGCAGACACUGUUCCCCAAGCUCUUCAAGGCGUGGAAGGUAACGCACCUGGUAUUUGAAAAGGACACGGACGCGUACGCGCGCGAGAGGGAUGAGGUCGUGAUGAGGGCCGCCAGCGAGGCCGGUGUGGAGGUCAUAGUCAAGAGCGGGCGGACGCUGUGGGACAGCGACGCCGUCGUCGCGAAGCACAGCGGCAAGCCGACCAUGUCCAUAUCGCAGCUCCAGACGGCCGGCGCCAAGGUCGGGCCCAUAGCGAAGCCGAUUCCCGCACCGCAGAGCCUGCCGAACCCGGGUGAGAUGCCGGUGGACUUUGGGCAGACGCCACCCGAGACGGAGCCCGACUUCAACGCGGAGCAGCGGACGGAAGGGGACGCGGCCUACACGAAAAUCGCGGGUCCGGAGGGCGACUUUGCAAUCGAGACGAUGCAGGAGCUGGGUUUUCCGCCGGCCAGCACGCCGCAUAGGGGCGGAGAGACGCGAGCGCUCAGGAUGCUCGAGGAGAUUUUGGCGGACAAGAAGUACACGGCCACGUUUGAGAAGCCGAAGACGAGCCCCGCAGCGUUCGAGCCGCAGUCGACGACAUUCAUGUCGCCCUUUCUGCACUUUGGGGCGCUGUCGGUGCGCGAGUUCUACUGGAGGGUACGGGCCGUCGUGGACGCGUACGGCAAGGGAGCGUCAAAGGUGCCGGAGAGCCUGCUCGGACAGCUGUUCUUCCGCGACAUGUACUUCGCGGCGCACGCUGCGUUGGGCUACAGUUUCACACAGACUGCCAACAACCCCUACUGCCGCUUCAUCCCGUGGCACUUGCCGUCCAAGGUCGAUGCGAAGACGGGUCUCGUCACCGGCGAGUACCACGUCGACUCGACGCAGGCGGACGAGUGGUUCAGGCGGUGGAAGUACGGGAUGACGGGGUUUCCGUGGAUUGACGCGCUCAUGCGACAGCUGCGCGAGGAGGGCUGGAUCCACCACCUGGGCCGCCACUCGGUCGCCUGCUUCCUAACGCGAGGGGGUUGCUAUAUUCACUGGGAGCGCGGCUGCGAAGUCUUUGAGGAGUGGCUUCUCGACCACGAGCCCGCGUGCAACGCAGGAAACUGGCAGUGGCUCAGCUGCACAGCCUUCUUCUCGCAGUACUUCCGCUGCUACAGCCCCGUCUCGUUCGGGCAGAAAUGGGACAAGCAGGGAGCCUAUGUGCGGCGUUGGGUGCCGGAGCUGAAGGACCUGGAUGCCAAAUACAUCUACGAGCCGUGGAAGGCUCCGCUGCCAGACCAGAAGAAGGCAGGGGUCAGGGUGACCGGCCGCGGGGAGACGCAGGAAAGGGGGGUUUACCCGAAGCCCAUGUUCGACUUUAACGAGAGAAGGACGGCGUGCCUGGCGGCGAUGAAGAAGGCCUAUGAGGUCGGCCUGCACGGCAACGACGACAAGGUCCUGGACGGCAGCUGGCGUGAGCUGUUCGCGGGCCAGGGUACCGAGAUGAUGGACGAGUUCGAGAGCGACCAGGGCGAGCGCGCAGACCAUGCGGAGGACGACCAUCCGGCCGUCAAGGCGGAGCCCACGGGAGACGAGAGUACGCCGGCCAAGCGCAGUGCCGACGAGGGCAGCGCCGAGCAGCAUGCCGACAAGAAAAAAAAGCUCUAGCCAGGACCUGUUCUGCAACGGUGUUUGCAUGGCCGCAGAUGCCUUUCAUGAUCGGACGAACCGUAGGCUAGAUCGUCCGAGGCGAAGUACAUGACUGCGUAGCAUUAAUGAUGAAUGGCAUGUCCCCGUGGCAUAACAACGAGCAGGCCUUGCCACCACGCCGGGUGCCUGGCUUUACCACAACAGCGCAUGAUGACGGAACUCUCACCGGGCAUGCAUUUGCUGGCGUUCUGGCGAGAAGCCGUCGGCCUUUGACGUUGGAUUGUCGUGCCGCUCAGUGGCCGUCAGCCCCGGGUCCCGUGUGGGUCGACUCGUGCCGCCAAGUCCGGAGUCGCUGCUCCGUCCGAGUGCCUGCCUACUCGUCAAGCACUCAGCUCCCUUACAAAAGAAAUAGGUAGUUAUGCACCUACGCGGAGUCCACUAACAUUGCUCAUUUUUUUUUUUGUCACCGCCAAGAAAGGUGGAAAGGCCGGUUUUGGG